Molecule: messenger RNA, 3469 nt
Organism: Chaetomium strumarium
Lineage: Eukaryota; Fungi; Ascomycota; Sordariomycetes; Sordariales; Chaetomiaceae
Product: tRNA synthetases class I-domain-containing protein
Exons: 4
Coding region: 284-3322 (1012 amino acids)
Biological process (GO): isoleucyl-tRNA aminoacylation
Molecular function (GO): tRNA binding; isoleucine-tRNA ligase activity; ATP binding
Source: RefSeq, a predicted model, not a curated record
GAAAUUUAUUGUGACCGCAGAAAGUGUGAGUCAGCCUGUAACAUCUCACUCACGCCGCAAAUAAUAAAGUUCUCGCUGCGGUUUUGGGAAGUUUCCCUACCCCGUUGGCAUAUCUCGAUAUCUCGCCCACUGGAGAAUCCCGCGCGGUAACUCACCAGUCGAGCUGUCUAAGGGGCGACCCAACUAUACCUUUUACGAUGGCCCGCCGUUCGCGACCGGUCUUCCCCAUUACGGCCAUCUCCUCGCCUCGACCAUCAAAGAUAUCAUCCCGAGGUAUUGGUCCAUGAAGGGCUACCACGUUGAGCGUCGGUUUGGCUGGGACACCCACGGCUUGCCCAUCGAACAUGAAAUCGACAAGAAGUUGAAAGUGACGGGCAAGGCCGCUGUCAUGCAAAUAGGGUUGGAGAAGUACAAUGCCGAGUGCAGGGCCAUUGUCAUGAGGUACCGUGAGGAGUGGAGGCACACUAUCGAGCGGCUAGGCCGCUGGAUCGACUUCGACAACGACUACAAGACUAUGGACCCCACGUUCAUGGAAUCCGAGUGGUGGGUGUUCAAGCAGCUCUUCGACAAAGGCCAGGUCUACCAAGGAUACCGCGUGAUGCCGUACUCUACGGCUCUCACCACUGCCCUUAGCAACUUCGAAGCGAACCAGAACUACCAGGACGUGACCGACCCAGCCAUCGUGGUCUCUUUCCCACUUGAUGACGACCUCGAAACAAGUCUGCUUGCCUGGACAACCACACCAUGGACGCUACCAUCCCAUCUGGGCCUAGCAGUCCACCCAGACUUCGACUACAUCAAGAUCCAGGAUGAGAAAUCCGGGAAGAACUAUAUCCUUCUGGAGAAACUGCUUGGCACGCUGUACAAGGAUCCGAAGAAGGCCAAGUUCAAGGUGCUGCAAAAGCUCAAGGGCAAGGAAAUGGUUGGUUGGAAGUACCAGCCGCCUUUCGACUACCUGUACGAGGAAUACAAAGAUGUCGCGUUCAAGGUCCUCAGCGCAACCUAUGUCCAGGACGACAACGGUACUGGUAUUGUCCACCAGGCACCAGCCUUCGGCGAGGAGGACUAUAACGUCGCUGUCGCAAACGGUAUCGUGACCGAGAAGCGCCCGCCUCCCGACCCGGUAGACGACGCCGGUCGCUUUACCAGCAAGGUUCCCGACUAUGCGGGAAUGCACGUUAAGGAAGCCGACAAACACAUCAUCAAGCACCUAAAGGGGACCGGCAGAAUCGUCGUAGAGUCACAGACCAAGCACUCGUACCCGAUGUGCUACCGCUCAGAUACACCACUUAUCUACAAGGCCGUGCCCUCCUGGUUCGUGCGCAUUCCCAAUAUCAUCCCGAAGAUGCUGGAGAACAUUGAGGGUUCUCACUGGGUCCCGUCUUUUGUCAAGGAGAAGCGUUUCGCCAGCUGGAUUUCCAACGCCCGGGAUUGGAACGUGUCCCGGAACCGAUACUGGGGCACUCCUAUCCCCCUGUGGGUGAGCGAGGAUAGAGAGGAGAUCGUCUGUAUCGGCAGCAUCGCCGAGCUCAAGGAGCUGAGUGGCUACGAGGGCGAGAUCACCGACCUGCAUCGCGACAAAAUCGACCACAUCACCAUCCCCAGCAAAAAGGGCAAGGGCGUCCUCAGGCGAGUGGAGGAGGUCUUUGACUGCUGGUUCGAGUCCGGAAGUAUGCCUUACUCCAGCAAGCACUAUCCUUUCGAGAACCGCGACGAAUUCGAGAAGUCAUUCCCCGGCGAUUUCAUUGCAGAGGGUCUCGAUCAGACGAGGGGUUGGUUCUACACGCUGCUCGUCUUGGGAACACACCUUUUUGGCGUCUCUCCGUUCAAGAACUGUGUCGUCAACGGCAUCGUAUUGGCUGAGGACGGCAAGAAGAUGUCGAAGCGGUUGAAGAACUACCCCGAUCCCACCACGGUCAUGACCAAGUACGGAUCUGAUGCGCUUCGUUUGUACCUCAUCAACUCUCCCGUGGUGAGAGCCGAACCUCUCAAGUUUAAAGAGGCCGGGGUUAAGGAGGUCGUUGCCAAAGUGCUCCUCCCGCUAUGGAACAGCUACAAGUUCUUCGAAGGUCAAGUCACCCUGUUAAAGAAGGUGGAAGACGUUGACUACAUGUUCAACCCGACUAUGGAAUCCUCGAAUACCAAUGUGAUGGACAAGUGGAUCCUGGCCAGCUGCCAGAGCUUGCUCAAGUUUGUCAAUGAGGAGAUGGCAGCCUAUCGUUUGUACACGGUCGUCCCCAAGCUGCUGGAGCUGAUCGAUAACACGACGAACUGGUACAUCCGAUUCAACCGGAAACGUCUCAAGGGUGAAAAUGGGCUUGACGAUACUCUCCAUGCCCUGAACACCCUGUUCGAGGUCCUUUUCACGCUGUGCCGCGGCCUCGCGCCCUUUACGCCCUUCCUUACGGAAACCAUCUACCUUAAGCUCCUGCCACACAUCCCUGAGGAGCUUCGAGGCGAAGAUUUCCGCAGUGUCCACUUCCUACCAUUCCCUGAAGUGCGUCAAGAGCUAUUCAACACCGACAUCGAGCGACAGGUGCAGCGGAUGCAAAAGGUCAUCGAGUUGGCUAGAGUCUCCCGCGAGAGGCGUGGUAUUGGCCUGAAGCAGCCCCUGAAGACGCUUAUUGUCAUCCACCCUGAUCCUCAAUACCUCGAGGAUGUACAGUCGCUCCAAGGAUACAUUACCGAGGAGCUGAAUGUCCGCGACCUGGUAUUGACGUCGGACGAGGCCCAGUAUGGGGUUCAAUACAGCGUUACCGCGGAUUGGCCCGUACUCGGGAAGAAGCUCAAGAAGGACAUGGCUCGGGUUAAGAGGGCCCUCCCGAACGUCACUAGCCAAGAAGCGCAGGGCUACGCAGCCAACGGUACGCUUGUGGUCGACGGCAUCACGCUUGAGGCAGGCGACUUGGUGGUCAAGCGCGGCCUGAGGGAGGAUGAUGCAUCCCGGAACCUCGAGACUAACACGGAUAACGAUGUCCUCACUAUCCUCGAUGCCGAGAUCUACCCCGGCCUUGCCGAGGAGGGUCUCGCUCGCGAGAUCAUCAACCGGGUACAGCGGCUGCGCAAGAAAGCCGGCCUUCAGCCAACAGACGACGUCAAGAUGGAGUACAAGGUCCUGGCUGACCCCGACGAGACUGGCAUCGAGAAAGUGUUUGAGACGCACCAACCGAUCAUCGUGAAGGCGCUGCGGCGGCCGCUGGAUAAGCAUGAGGUCACCCAUGUGGAUGGCCAGAUCCCAGAGCAGAAGGAGGAGGGUAUCAUUGCCGAGGAAGAGCAGGAGGUGCAAAAGGCCACGUUUCUAUUGCGGCUGCUUAAGCUGUGAGGAGGUGGGAAGCCGGUAAUAGAUACCUUACACUGUAGAGUGCUGUGGGGGUGAGCAAGGGCUCUUGAUGGGUGUAUAGAACACCGAGAAGUAAGGCAGGAAAGACCUGUAUUUCGAUUAAGAGCUAUCUGAUUUCACCUUCCCCCC